AUGAAUCCCCCUACUUUCUUUGGCUCCAAAGUGGAAGAAGAUCCACAAAUGUUCGUUGAUGAAGUGUUUAAGGUUCUAGAGGCUAUGGGUGUGUCUUCUCAAGAAAAGGCGGAGUUAGCCGCCUAUCAACUAAAAGAUAUGGCACAAGUGUGGUCGGCUAUGCUAAUCCCAAGCAUGGACAGUUCUCAUCUUAUGGUUCAUUCUGAGCAAAUUGAGGAGCAAAAGCUUAAGAAAGUUGGUAGAGAAUUGAAGAUAUCAAGGGCCGAUGAUGGAAAUUCUUCUAAGGUUAGGGUCAACAAAGGUAAAGUGUCUACCCCCAAGCCUGAAGAAGCAAGAAGUGGUGGUCCUUAUGUUGAGAAGCCUAUUUGUCCAAAGUGUGGUCGAAAACAUAAAGGAAAGUGCCUAGUUAGCACGGGUAAUUGCUAUGGUUGCGGUAAGAAUGGCCACAUGAGGAGGGAUUGCCCUAUGCUAAAGGCUCAAGGAAGGGAAAAUGCUCAAGCACAAGUAAGUGGCCCAAAUCCCGAUGCUCCUAAGAAGAAUCAUUUCUACGCUCUCCAAUCCCGAGGUGAUCAAGAGAGCUCUCCGGAUGUUGUGACUGGUAUGCUACAAGUAUUUUUAAUUAAUGUUUAUGCAUUGUUGGAUCCCAGUGCCACUUAG
This is a messenger RNA of Solanum verrucosum, 657 nucleotides long. RefSeq lists its product as uncharacterized. Gene Ontology annotation, molecular function: zinc ion binding; nucleic acid binding. NCBI's taxonomy places the organism in Eukaryota, Viridiplantae, Streptophyta, Magnoliopsida, Solanales, Solanaceae. The record is from RefSeq and is a predicted model, not a curated record. The coding region runs from base 1 to 657 and encodes 218 amino acids. The transcript has 3 exons.